AAUGGCGGAGAAGAAAUUUUUUUUGCUGGGUUUGCUGAAAUAUUGCAUGGAAAAUAAAAAAAAUCUAAUUUAUAUAUGUUCGUAAAAAAUAUUUAAAAUAAAUAUGUUAUUCAUAACUAUACAUGUAGUUAGUAGGUUUUUGAAAGAAUAGAGUUUAUUAAUUAUUUUUUACUUGGACAUCAAUAUUAUUUAUUAUUAUCCUAGUUUUAUUUCCUUGGAAAAUGUAAAUGUAACAGACAGAGACUCGGCUCAACUGCUCUAUGGAAAAAGACCAAGGAUGGGUUCGAAAACUAGUCAGGCUUACAUCAACUAAAUAUACAAGUUAAUCAUAUAAAAUAUGGCAGUGGAUAACUCUCUCAACCAUUACAAAGCAUUGCUGAGACGCGGCCAUGAACCUUGCGACUUCUGUGAUAGAACUUUUAAGAAUAGAUUCGACAGCAUUAUACACAAUGCAUCACAUAUAAUCAUACCAUUAAUGAAACAAAACUGGUAUCGGUGUAAUAUAUGCCUCUACUACUUCCCAACACCAGAAGAUCUCUUUGACCAUCACAAAACUAAUCAUCCAAAUAUAGCAAUAGAUACUCAAAAUGUUAAUAACGUAUGGAGUCCUAAAAUAAAAUUUGAAAAUUCCAAUGAAUAUGAUCAAAACUGCUCUAUAAUUGAAACGCACGAUGAUUAUAAUUUGGAUAAUACUAGACAUUUUAGUGUAGAAAACAGUAUUAUUAAGCGAGAAAAUAACACGGAUGAUGUAAAAGAGAAUUACAGCUGCAAUUCGUUAGAAAUUAAAAGUGAAGCAAUAAAAGUUGAAGUCAAUGAUUGUGAUAACGGAAUAGUUGAUCUAACUGAAAAAGAUUAUAGGACACUUAGUAAUGAAAAUUCUGAAUCGAUUAAGAGUAGACUGACAUUCGAGGAAGGUGGUCUAUUCGAUGACAACGUUUUGGGUGAUUUGAUCACGGAAUGCAAGGUUAAAAUGUUUAACGAACCAAUCAACCAAAUGAAUCUUAGUCCACAAAAUGACAUUAAAAAUACCAGCAAUAGUAGGAAUUCUUUAAAUAUAAGAAAUACACCCAUACAGAAUUUAGUUAGUGAAAUAAUUAAAAGUAAUUUUCGUGAUGGACUAAUACAGAAUGGUGAUACUGAAAACACUAAGAACGAUAACAAUGUAUGCAACAAGUUAGUCACUGAAGAUUAUGAAUAUGACAAUUUUGCUCUCAGGAACAUACCACGAGUUGAAAGAUUCAACGGAGUUGCAUUUUACGUUAAUGAUGUACAGAAUGUAGACAAAUGUAACGUACCUAUACAAGAGCCAGCGUACAGAAGUGUACAUUAUAACGAUUUAGUGAAACCUGGUAUAUUUAGCUGUAAAUAUUGUUUUAGAGUGUUCCCAAAUAGGCUACUUCUAAUACAGCAUGAGCCGACGCAUAUCAACAUUAAGAAGUCUCGUCCCUUAUUAUGCACAUACUGUGACAAAUACAUUGCUGGUAACCACGUACGUUUACAUAGACACAUAACGAGAGAGCACCCUGGGGCACCUGUCGACAAGAAACACCAAACGUUCAAAUGCACCAAAUGCUCUUUAAAAUUCAGUCAGUACUUGUCACACGUGAGAAAUUAUCACCCGUACGAUUGUCACAGCUGUGGGAAAGAGUUUACGGAGAAUUUGGUGGACGAACUGAACGAACAUUUGAAGACUUGUGCUACGAAGAAUGUUUUGUCGAAAGUGAUGAAUGUAUGUGAACUGUGUUUCAGUUUUUUCAAAGUGAGAAUUAAUUUGAAGUACGAUUUUAUGGGUACUACCGUGAAUGAACCUGGUGUUAGAUACCCUUGUGCGGUUUGUGGUAAACAGUACUUUGAACUGAAGAUGAUUAGACGUCUAAUAUACGGAUCACAUAUUGGCAACAUUAUGAGCGGUCGGCGAGAUUACAAGUGUACUAAGACUAGGCGGCCUUUGACGAAUGAGGAACGGCUGAAGAAGUUCCAGCAUAGACUGAAGCAAAUAAAUCUGUUGAAUAAAUUUUACUUUGCCGUUUUAUUUUCCCGUACCCUUAAGAAAAAAUUAGAGAAGAUGCACUUAAAAUGAGUCGCAUGUGACUCAUUUUUCGGUGAGUCAUAGUUGUGACUCAUUGUUUAGUGGGUCAUGUACCACUCAUUAUUUGGUGAGUCAUAUUUGACUCAUUGGUUUUGUGUUUAAUGUGACUCACUGUUUGGUGAGUCGUAUGUGACCUUCUACAAGAGAACUGUUAAGUUAGGUGUAGAUCAUAGAUUCAUCAUAAUGUUCAAUAUGUAAUUUAAACUGAAGAUGAUUAGACGUCUAAUAUACGGAUCACAUAUUGGCAACAUUAUGAGCGGUCGGCGAGAUUUUAAAUGUACUAAGACUAGGCGGCCUUUGACGAAUGAGGAACGGCUGAAGAAGUUCCAGCAUAGACUGAAGCAAAUAAAUCUGUUGAAUAAAUUUUA
Molecule: messenger RNA, 2457 nt
Organism: Maniola jurtina (meadow brown)
Lineage: Eukaryota; Metazoa; Arthropoda; Insecta; Lepidoptera; Nymphalidae
Product: oocyte zinc finger protein XlCOF8.4-like
Exons: 5
Coding region: 338-2080 (580 amino acids)
Biological process (GO): regulation of DNA-templated transcription
Molecular function (GO): RNA polymerase II cis-regulatory region sequence-specific DNA binding; DNA-binding transcription factor activity, RNA polymerase II-specific
Source: RefSeq, a predicted model, not a curated record